Molecule: messenger RNA, 1932 nt
Organism: Acaulospora colombiana
Lineage: Eukaryota; Fungi; Glomeromycota; Glomeromycetes; Diversisporales; Acaulosporaceae
Source: the annotation of a GenBank genome assembly
AUGAAAAAAUUACAUUAUCACACAACAGUAGACCCUAGUGUUGUUACAAAACCCAGAUCCCCUUAUUGGACUAGUUUAACGGACGUGGCGAAAUGGAAACCUGAUGAUGAAUUUAAUGUUGCCAAGGUGAAUUUGAAAGAGAGACCCCUAUUCCAAAAUGAUGAUACUCCUCAGAACGAAAUUGAUAAAAGGGAAUGCGAGGUGGUGGUUUGCCAUGAUAUGGCCGGUGGGUACCAUGAAGAUUUCUUCGAUAUUGGUUAUAGCGUUCAGUAUUGGCAAUACGUGGACAUUUUUAUCUAUUUUUCUCACCAUCGAUUAACCGUGCCGCCUUCACAAUGGACAAAUGCUGCGCAUAGAAAUGGUGUUAAAGUUCUUGGAACCUUCAUUACCGAAUGGCAGAGAGAUAUGCUGGAAAACGAAUUAUGGGUUCGUGGUCCUCACUCCAGCGUACCACUCUAUGACAAUGAGAAUGUGAAUCGGGAAAUAGUCAGUACAUUCUUUGCAGACAAGAUGGUGGACAAUGUGAAACAGGAUAAUCCAGACGAAGGUUCGAUCAUUAGCCGUAUUAUCAAGUUUCCGAAAAAUAUUACGGUAUUGAUGAACAAUCUUUUUGCAGACAAGGGUUUGGCUGUUGCUCACUAUAUUACGCCUAGGCUUUCCCCUGGUGUCAAGAAUUUUUACACCAAUUUUGAUCGGGGAUGUGGAUAUAAAUUUUUUAUUGAAGGAAAGGAAGUCUUGGAACAGGAGUGGGCGCAUCUUAGCCAUCAAUCCAUUCAACCGUCCUCCGUGAAAUCGGUUUUAAAGAUUCUAUCUUCUGAAGAUGAUCGUCUGCAUUAUAAUCAUGAAACUUCGAAAGAUGUCAAUUGGGAACUCACAUUUGAUCAGGCUUAUAACGGGGGUACAUCUGUCCUGGUCAAAGGAACUGAUCAAGGACAAACGACUUUUGCAUUGAUACCAUUGUUUGACCUAAAUAUAGCCAUCUCUUCGCAAAACCAUACCAGAGCAAGAAUUACUUAUUUGCCUAAGGAUUAUGAUUUUAUGGUAGGAUUAUAUGUAAGGGUAGGAAUAAAUCGAAAGGGAAAAGAUGACGCUUCUGAUGAUGAUAAAAUCGUGAUCAACUUUUCCGACACUAAUCUGGCUUCACAAGAUCAAAAUGAAUUUUCGAUUGUCUCUAUCGAGGAUGACGAGGUCCACCCUACAAAGGGCAUUGUCUCCCAAAAGUUUCAAAAAUUCGAGACAUCCAUCGUGUCGACGGAAAAUGAUUGGAUCACCGCGGAAAUUUCGAUUCCACCCGAUACAUUUUCCUCAUCAAAGACGGAUUUACCUGUCGAACUUUUUAUACAGGAGCUAGGUGUGCUCGUCGUUCGCCAGUCAUUUCCGAUAAGACAUGAAGAACAAUCACCUACUUCGGAGCCGAAAGAGACGGAACCACCCUCCCCUAGCGUAAUCCUGUAUGUGGGAGAAUUAUCUGUAUCGACUUCACCACAUUACAUAUUUAAUUCGGAAGUACAAAAUGUAUUCUGGAAUAAUCGCACAUUACGCAUUGAACAUAUGGAAUUCAAAGGCUUAUUGCGAAUUUCAGGAACGGUAGAGUGGGAGUUGGGUAUUCAAGUAACUGAUAAUUCCAUUCGGAAUUCGUUAUCUGAUGUAGAUAAGGUUAACUCGUUUGGAUAUUAUUACAUAUAUGUCGCAACUCACUCAUCACAAAAGAGGGGACCGGAGGUCGGUGAAUUGACAUUUUUAGGAGUGUCCGACGUUAAUAUGUUUGUUAUUGCAGGAUAUGAUGUUCCCGUGUCUAAGAUCGAAAAGGACACGGUGUUAUCGGUUUGGGUUCAGGGUGUAAGAGAGACUGAUGGAAAGUGCGAACGGCCGGAAAAAUGGAAGAAAUGCGAAAUAGCCUUAUCGUCAUAUGUUGUUCAUGGAAUUUUGUGA